Triticum urartu is the source of this 906-nucleotide messenger RNA. The record is from RefSeq and is a predicted model, not a curated record. Lineage: Eukaryota; Viridiplantae; Streptophyta; Magnoliopsida; Poales; Poaceae.
CACUGUUCUACAUAUCGUGUUCCUUUAAAUAGCAGCGAUGCACGUUCAGAAAGCGGUAGUACGAGGAGUGUAGCGAGCUUCAUUCGAGGACAAGCACCGGCGGUGGAGUGGAGAAGAAAGUACACCAAUGGCAGUUUGGCUCUUCUUCCUCGUUAUGACCUUGGCGUUACCUGGUGCUGGGAAUGGACGCACUGACUGUGACGCAGUCUUGAUUGCAUCGCUAGUCCAGGAACAAUGCAAUGGCGAGCCAGUGACAGGCUCAUGCUGUGAGGUGCUCAGGACAAUCAUUACACCCUCGAGGGGCAAGCUGCAAUGCCUCAAGUUGGUUCUUGACCAGCCUGAGCUCAAGUAUUCGGGAUUCACCAGAGGGCUCCUGCUGGACAUGGCCAAGUCGUGCACUGCAUCAAGGGCCCCUCCCCCAGCUGAUGUAACAGCAGGUUCCGUCGGCCCCAAGGACAGGGUUGUGGAUGUGCAUGAUCCAGCAGAUUCUCCGCGCCCCAAAGGCAGGGACGUGUACGUGGACGCACACAGGAGCUAAGCAUGAGGAAAACCAAGGGGAUGCUGGUGUGCCUAGGGACAAGGACACCAUCAAACCAAGGAACAAGCCAAGUAUUUAUUCUAUGAUAAAUGACAUCUGUUCUUAGGCUAGUCAUAGUAAAAGUAACUUAGGUAGUAACAUAGCGCACCUCGAGAAUUUUUUGCUUAUAUGGCAAGUAGUUAAUGAGAAGUAGUAACAUAAUAUGUUACUGUAACAUAGCGCUUUCCAAGACAACAUGAGUCUACAAGCUAUUAAAUGAGGCCACAUAUGACACUAGUACUAUGUUACUUUGUACUAUGAAGGUAGUAACUUAGACUAGUGUCAUGCAUAUGACACUAGUCUAAGUUACUCCCCACUAUGACCAGCCU